Serinus canaria (Common canary) is the source of this 1675-nucleotide messenger RNA. It is a transcript of the gene ASB8, whose product is annotated as ankyrin repeat and SOCS box containing 8. Gene Ontology annotation, molecular function: protein binding. Gene Ontology annotation, biological process: intracellular signal transduction. Lineage: Eukaryota; Metazoa; Chordata; Aves; Passeriformes; Fringillidae. The record is from RefSeq and is a predicted model, not a curated record. Bases 276 to 1130 code for a protein of 284 amino acids. The transcript has 3 exons.
GGUUAGCGGCAUUUCCGCGUCCUUCUUGGCCCGGUGUCGCCGCUGGUCCGGGAGCGGCUCGGGCCCUCCAGAACCGCCCCGAGCCCCCCGGAACCGCCCCGGAGCCACUCCGGAUUCACUCCGGAUUCCUCCGGAACAGCCGCGGCUCCACCUCCGGACUCUCCUGCGGCUCGGCUCGGCUCGGCCCGGCCCGGCCCGGGCCGCUCCCUCCCCGCCGCGGGUCCGGCGCGGGGCUCGGCGGCUCCGGCCGGGGAUGCGGCGGCGCGGCCCGCGCCAUGUGGUACAUCAUGCAGAGCAUUCAGAGCAAGUACUCUCUGUCCGAGCGCCUCAUCCGCACCAUCGCCGCCAUCCGCUCCUUCCCUCGGGACAACGUGGAGGAUCUCAUCGGUCGGGGCGCCGAUGUGAACUGCCUGCACGGCACCCUCAAACCCCUGCACUGUGCCUGCAUGGUGGCUGAUGCCGACUGCGUGGAGCUGCUGCUGCAAAAAGGAGCCGAGGUGAACGCCCUGGACGGCUACAACCGCACAGCCCUCCACUACGCCGCCGAGAAAGACGAAACCUGCGUGGAGAUUUUAUUGGAGUACGGAGCCAACCCCAACGCCCUGGACGGCAACAAGGACACGCCGCUGCACUGGGCGGCCUUCAAGAACAACGCCGAGUGCGUCAGGGCCCUGCUGGCCAACGGAGCCUUGGUCAACGCCCUGGACUACAACAACGACACCCCCCUGAGCUGGGCGGCCAUGAAGGGCAACCUGGAGAGCGUCAGCGUCCUGCUGGACUUCGGCGCCGAGGUGCGCGUGGUCAACCUGAAGGGUCAGAGCCCCAUCUCGCGCCUGGUGGCGCUGCUGGUGCGAGGCCUGGGCACGGAGAGGGAGGAUUCCUGCUUGGAUUUGCUGCACAGAGCCACGGGACACUUUGAGCUGAGGAAGAACGGCAGCCUGCCCUGGGAGGUGGCGCGGGACCCGCAGCUGUGCCAGCGGUUGUCGCGGUUGUGCUCGGCGCCGGGCACGCUGCAGGCGCUGUCGCGUUACGCCGUGCGCCGCUCGCUGGGGCUGCGCUUCCUGCCUCAGGCUGUGCAGCAGCUGCCGCUGCCAGCCUGCCUCAAGGAGUACCUGCUGCUGCUCACCUGAGCCAGGAAUGGCUGCCUGCACCUCCUGCUCGUUUUGGGACUUGCCAGGUUCUCCCCUCGUGGGUUUUGUUCACCGCCGCCUCCGUUUCUCCCCCCGUCCUCUCACGCUCCCUCUGUCUCCUCUCUGUUCCCUCUGCUUCUUUCCCCCCUUCCUGCAACGAACAGCAUCCCUCUGAUGGCAAAUUAUAUCCCAGCUGUUGGAUUCAUCUGGUUUUCCCCUUUUUUUGGGUGUUUUUAUGGCCUUGUCAAAGGAAAGUUUGAAAGGAAAAGUCUCCUUUGGGGAAGGAUCCGAGGUGAGCUGCACAGAGCCACGGGACACUUUGAGCUGAGGAAGAAGGGCAGCCUGCCCUGGGAGGUGGCAGUCCCUGCUCACUUUGGGACUUGCCAGGUUCUCCCCUCGUGGGUUUUGUUCACCGCCGCCUCCGUAUCUCCCCCCGUCCUCUCACGCUCCCUCUGUCUCCUCUCUGUUCCCUCUGCUUCUUCCCCCCCUUCCUGCAACGAACAGCAUCCCUCUGAUGGCAAAUUAUAUCCCAGCUGUUGGAUUCA